This is a messenger RNA of Sarcophilus harrisii (Tasmanian devil), 1849 nucleotides long. RefSeq names its product keratin-associated protein 4-3-like. The record is from RefSeq and is a predicted model, not a curated record. Gene Ontology annotation, cellular component: keratin filament. NCBI's taxonomy places the organism in Eukaryota, Metazoa, Chordata, Mammalia, Dasyuromorphia, Dasyuridae. The coding region runs from base 133 to 609 and encodes 158 amino acids. The transcript has a single exon.
ACACAAGACCUGGCACCAGCAACUGUUGAAGAGGUGGGUAUAAAAGAGGUCUCUGAGAACCUGGAGGAGACAUCCAAAUCCAAGAACCUCCCUCACCUGCAAACCAACCCAGAACCUCAAUCCACCAACAUCAUGGUCAGCUCCUGUUGUGGCUCCACCCGCGGUGGCCAAGGCUGUGGCUCUGGCUGUUGCGGCUCCAGCUGCUGCUGCCAGCCUUGCUGCCGCCCCAGCUGCUGUACUUCUAGCUGCUGCCAGCCAUGCUGCCGCCCCAGCUGCUGUACCUCUAGCUGCUGCCAGCCCUGCUGCCGCCCCAGCUGCUGCACUUCUAGCUGCUGCCAGCCCUGCUGCCGCCCCAGCUGCUGUACUUCUAGCUGCUGCCAGCCCUGCUGCCGCCCCAGCUGCUGUACUUCUAGCUGCUGCCAGUCAUGCUGCCGUCCCUGCUGCUGCCACCCCAGCUGCUGCACUUCUAGCUGCUGCCAGCCCUGCUGCCGCCCCUGCUGCUGCCGCCCUUGCUGCUGCCAGCCCUGCUGCUGCCGCCCCAUCUGCUGCCAGACCACUUGCUGCAGAACUACCUGCUGCCGCCCAACCUGCUGUGGCUCUUGCUGCUGAGCUCUGCUGACCUCUCACAUGUGUCUGCAUAUGCCCACCUUCCCCAUGUUCUCUCAGACUGGCAGCACAUCAUUUCUUCCACUGAUUUAAUUCAAAAACACCUUCUUCAGGGCUAACAGUAUCUCACAUUUAUCCACGUGAGACCAUUUCCAAUGAACACUACCUACUCAACAUCCCAAUGCCAUCAAUCUCUUGCCUUCAUCCUCUUACUAGGACACCAAAUUCUUAUUUAAUAUAUAUCCACGCAAUGCAAUUCUUCAUAAUUCCCCCACACCCUCACUGUCACUGAGCAAGACAAUAUCGACCAUAUGUUUAGCUUAUAAUCACCUUUUAUUACUCAGCUUGCAAUGAGGUCUCUUUCUCAAUUUACCCAUCAUAUGGAUUUGCCUUUGUCUUAGUUUUUAUCCAAUUCCAAAUAAAACUUCCUGGAAAUCAAUGGAAUCCAAUGCUUUGGUGAAUUCUCUCUUUUUGUCUUCUUUGACUAUGUUAGAGCACCUCUCACAAUCACAGAAUUGCCCAUUUCAAAGGGUCUCCAAUGGCCUAUCAGUUUAACCAAGAUCCCAACAGAAUAUUCACUAUCAUAGAUUUCAUAAAUGCUCAUCCUGUCUUUGCAUCCUAUCAUGUGUUUUGUAUAAGGAAACCAAAAUGCAAAAAUAAAAUUUCUGUUCUUCCCUACUCAUUACAAAACAAAGAAAUCUUAUUCAGAUACCUAUUAUGAUUCUUCUCAGGCAAAGAGCUAGCCAAGUGAUUGAGUGACUUAUGGUCUUGCAUGGAUCAUUUUCUCAUGUCUUUGUGUCAGUCAGUCAGGGAUAGAUUUAGUGAAUGUUCGUUGGGGAUUGGAGAACCUUGUUAUGAUCAAAGAGGUAAGAGGAUCAUUUCAGAAUGACAAAAUUCUGAUAUGGGUAGGACAGAAAAGAAUAAGUUAUUCUGCUUCACUUAAGAUCACUGGAUGAGAGUCUGGCUCAAACAGAGUAUGGAAAAUUGGGGAAUCAGAAUUCACAGGAUAUUCCAAGUUGGCUUGAUGGAUAUUUCCCUGUAAUGCUUGCCUUGAAAAUGUUGUCAUGAAAUCACUAUAGCUUCAGAAUAAGGUUUAGACCCUGUGUUGAGACCACAAAUGAGCUCCUAAAAUACAUCAUUUAGGUUGGAUGUGAGAAUAUCAAUUCACAUAAUUUUAAGAGUAGACAAGUUCACCCUUCCUGCCAUGCAGAUAUUUCUUGGGUGACAAUCACUUUCCUAUUUU